AAAAAUGACUCAUUUAUGCCAACUCAUCAAUAGUUUGACUCAUUUAUGCUAUCGAACUAUCGAAAAUGACUCAUUUAUGCCAAUCACCAAUAGUUUGGCUCGUUUAUGCCAUCACCUGUUAUCAAAAUGACUCAUUCAUGCCAUUUUUCAUUAACGUCAGUUUUACAAUACCAGAUAUGAUACGUGACCUCCAACUAGAUUAUGGUUGUGGGUGGGUUGGAUGUAUGGGUCGUAUUUUUUAUUAAUUUAGGAUUUAAAAUUGGGCUGGUUUAAACGACAGACCUCUAAUCAUAGGCGGAGCUAGAAUUUGAGGUUUGUGGGUUCUGAAUUCAAAUCUUUAAAUUACUGGGUUUUAAAUUACUAAUUGAUACAUAUUACACAAAUUUCUUAAAGCAAAUAUAAGGUUUGAACAAAAGCUUGUGGGUUCGGCCGAACCCGUCUUCCACACUAUGGCUCCGCCACUGCCUCUAAUUGGAGCUCACGUUUCAUAUCUGGUAUCAUAAAAUCGGCGCCAAUGAAAAAUGGCAUGGAUGAGUCAUUUUGGUAACGGGCGAUGACAUAAAUGAGCCAAACUAUUGAUGAGUGACAUAAAUGACUCAUUUCCGAUAGUUCGAUGGCAUAAAUGAGCCAAACUAUUGACGAGUGGCAUAAAUGAGCCAAACCAUUGACGAGUGGCAUAAAUGAGCCAUUUCCGAUAGUUCGAUGGCAUAUUUGAGCCUUUUCCGAUUAGUAUAUUACCAAAAAAAAAAACCAAGUAGUUGUUAUAUGGGGAAUAAUUUUACAAAGAGCGUACUGUUAUAAAGUUAGUUGUUACUCUUAUAGGUAAAAUAUUGUUAUAAAGAAGUAAAAUAUAACAUAAAAAAUCAAUUCCGAAAAAACAUAACUAAUAUAGAGAGGUAUAGUUAUUUGCGAAUGCUGUUAUAGAGAGGUUUGACUGUAUAUACUUAUAGUUUAGUGUGUUUGGGGUUGACAAUUGAAACAAGUAUGUAGAGUGAAACUUGACUACUUGAGUUAUAUUUGUAAAACAAAAUGACUUUAGGAGUUGAGAUAUUUGUAAAAGAAAUUUGGACAAGCCAGGAAUUAUAUUUCUCAUGGUUUAUUUUGGUUGGUUGUGUCGAGAGUCUACCGAAAUAACCUUUCUAUCCCCAGGGUAGGGGUGUGUACCGCUAAAAAUUGAUUAUAGGAUAAUCAAUUAAAGUUGUUUGAGAAAUAGGGUUAAAGACAAGUGGAUCAUAUCCGAUUUUACAAAUCCUCUCGAUGGCUAGUACUGUUGAGCCCAGUGAUAAAGGUAAGGGUGCAAGAAUAGUGACCAAAUUUAAUUUGAAAAAAAUAUAUAUCACAUACGAAAAUUGAGGUGGGACAUAGAAAUUUAACAGAGUAAGAAUAAAUAUGACUUUUUUUAGAGUACAAGGGUAAAAAUGACCCUAAAGUUGGAUGAUAAAGGUAAAUAUGGUGAAAAGGUAAUAAAAGGGCAAAUUGGAGUAUAACUUAUUUGUGAGAUUACAAUGUCAAAUCUAACCCUUUUCAGCUAUUCCUUUUCCUAUAACUUCUGAUCAUUUCAAUUUCAUCAUUUCACUUCAAAAUUUCCAGUAUCCAUACUUUUUAUCGAAGUCCUCAUGGAAACUCCUCUUCUUCUUUUUUCAAAAUCCUUAAUUACAUCUCUUAUUUGUCAUCACAGGGCUAAUUAUUUUUUUUCUUACACAUUUACAAUUUAGCAUAAACUAAUUAAGUACUAUAUUUUAAAUAGAAGCAGAUCUAAGGUAGGCUUUGGUGGAUUCAACUGAAUUUAUUAUUUGUGGGUAUGAAAAUAUAUGUAUAUGAUGAGAUCAUACUUAUUUUAAACCAAAUAAUCUAAAUUCGGAUCACGUUUGUUGACAGUUAUUGCUAGAAAGUAGAAACACAGAUCACUUUUGAGGCUAAAGUGAUUUGUUAUAAUUAAGAUCCCUUUUUGUAAUUAAACAUAAGCAUUAAUUUGUGGGCCUAUUUGAUUCAGUUUACAACUCCUUUUUUCAAGUUCCCUAAUAAUAACUGAAAUGUAUUUUGACUGUAUUAGGAGCCUGUUUGGAGGGCUUAUGCCUAUAAGCUGCAAACAGCUUAUAAGUUAAAAAAAAAUAAGUUGGGGUAGUCUAACUUAUUUUUUUUUUUGGUUUAUAAGCUGAAAACAGCUUAUAAGCUGCUUUAGAUUAGCUAAGUCAAAUGGGCCCAAUUAUUUUUUUGAGCUUAUUUUAAGCACAAAAUGACUUUAAGCUGGCCAACCAAACACUCAAAAAAGCUGAAAACAACUUAUAAGCCAAUCCAAACGGGCUCUAGAACGUAGAUUCUUUGGCAUACAAAAUUUUACUUGGGAAUCACCUAAACACUAAACUGAAAGAUAAAUUUCACUUGAGAAAACUUCUAUAUACAGGACCGUCUCAACAUUCAACAAGAUUGGGGGUCUAAAGCUAAACUUCAGAAAGACCCUAUUUUUUAAAGGAAAGAUCGUCAUAUAUAUUUUUAUUUAAUAUUUUUCUAACUUUUUCUACAUACGAAGUCAUUAAUUAUUAUUUUAUGAUAUAUAGCUAAUCCAUUCAAUAUCUUUUGAGACAUUGUUGAUCUUUGUAUGAUUUUAUCAAUUUUAAUUUUAAAAAACUUCUUUCGAUUGAGAUAGCAAUUAUAAGAACUGUUAACAUUAUUAUAUAAGCAACAUAUGUAUCUUGAAAGAAUCAAGUCUUUUUAUUUGUAAUUUGUAAGCCACCGUAAGUUACCACUUGAUAGACUUUUUAAUAUUGAGAAUAGAAUAGUAAAAGGGAGAAUGCAAAAGGUAAAUAUAGGAAUAAUAAUGCAGAAGGGAGAAUGCAAAAGGUAAAUAUAGGAAUAAUAAUGUAGCCUAUAUUAGUUGUUAGGAUAUAAAUAAGGUACCCAAUUACCCCCGUAAGGAAAUAAUCCCCAAGAAAUUAUUUCAUUACCCAAUUAUUGAAAGGGCCCCCACACAUUAAAACGUAAAAAGUUACUGUACUGAAUCUGAGUUGGCAUCCUGAUAGGAGAAGUGACUAAGAGCCUGUUUGAAGGGCUUAUACCAAUAAGCUACAAACAACUUAUAAGCUAAAAAAAAUAAGUUGGGUAGUCUAAUUUUUUUUUUUUGGUUUAUAAGCUGUUUUCAGCUUAUAAGCUGCUUUAGAUAAGCUAAGUUAAAUGGGCCCAAUUAUUUUUUUGAGCUUAUUUUAAGUACAAAAUGAAUUUAAGCUGGCCAGCCAAACACUCAAAAAAGCUGAAAACAGCUUAUAAGCAACUUAUAAGCGAAUCCAAACGGGCUCUAAGCGUUCAGAGGAAACAAUUUGUUCCUUUUUCGUGAACAAUUCCUUAGUAGUGAUCCCAGUGGACUCUACUGAAACCCCUAAACUACUCCGACAAAAAUUAUACAACGGAUCAUUGACCCUAGCAGCGUCUCCUUGUAGCGUACAAAACUCUAACACUAUAGGAUUACAUACAUUGUACAAAGGUGUAGGCAACAUAGUCUUAAAUGAAUUGACAAACAACUGAACACAUUCAUCAACAGUAAAUCUUUUAUAACUAUGCUGAGACAUAUAAAGCAUUACCAGAGCUACAGGAGCCAACGACGAAACAAAUAAUUCAAUAUGUUCACAGGAUUUUUCAAUUUUAUCCACAGGAGUCAUAGUUGUAAACUGUGUAAGCAACAUCAUUAUACGAUCCAAUACCGAAGGAAAACAAGGAUAAUCUCCAUUCAAAAUACCGGAAACAAUUGAAAUUAUAUCAUUAAUAAUUUUCCAAGCCUGAUGAUGAUUUGUGCUCCGGAUUCGACCUACGAGUUGCAUACCCGUGUCGUGUUGCACCCCACAUUCAGCUAAAGCGUGCUCACACUCAAGCUGUUUUCCCCUGUAAAUUAACCGUUUCUCUUCGACUGGUAAACCAGUGAUCAACAUGAUUUUUGUAAUGAAUGAAUUUUACUAGGUCCGUAGAUUUAGCUCGGAUAACUAGGGUUUUGUUUCCAGGAAACAAACGGACAAAGAAUUGAACCUGAAUUUGGUCUUUUGGCUUUUUUAUAAGGGAAGAACAAAGGGCUAAGGAUUCUUUAGAGGUAACUGUUUGAUCAAAUUUACGCUUGUUGGGUGCGUUGCGGGUGCGGUUGCUUACAACGUCGAUACAUCACUGAUUGGGAAGUGAAGUUUGAAGGGUUUUAGGACAACGUAGAAAUCUCAAAAUUUGUGAGAAAACGGUGGAGUUGUGAAGUUUUCGUUACAAAUGAGAAGAUUUAUAGUACAUGACUAAUAAAUAUUGGGGGUUGGGACCUGAAUUUGAGAAAAUGAUCAAAAUGGUUCCUAAUAUAUUGACUUUGUUUCCAUUUGGAGAGCUGGUUGGGAGCUAAGUUACUCAAUCCAGUUUUUCAUCUGUAAAAUUAAUACGGUGUUUGAUUUGCAAUUGGUUUAUAGUUUAAAAACUCGUAUAACUGAUAGUUACAUGAUAGGUUGGAAAGUAUUCUUCCUACACUGAUUUCCUCAAAUCAGUCUAAUUUUGUAAAAAGGGGGAGUAUAUUUGGAAACAUACUUCUCACACAGGAGAUUGUCUCAGAUAUUAGAUUAAGAGGUAAGCCAGCUAAUGUUGUUAUAAAAUUGGAUAUGGCAAAGGCCUAUGAUAGAAGUUUCUUGGAAAUAUCUCAUGCAUGUGUUAAGGAGGAUAGGGUUUGCAGAGCAUCUUAUUAAUUUGAUUAGAGGUUUGAUUGCUAAUAAUUGGUACUUUGUGUUGUUAAAUGGGCAACCAACUGGUUUCUUUCCGUCUUUUAGGGGAGUGAAGUAAGGAGAUUCACUAGGGUUUUAUGAAGUUCAUUUAUAACACAUUUGGGAGGUGCCAAAAUUGAGAGAAGAUGAAUUGACAUACUUUGAAGAACACUUCUGAUAAGUACAACCUUUCUUCAAAGGAUAAUAACUUUCCUUUCCAAGAAUGCAAUCUUCCUUUCACCUUCUUGAUAAGCUCUAAAUAAUAGAUCUUCUUCUUUCUGGAAUGAAAUAUAGGGCAAGCUAGUGUAUGAAAGGAAAUUGUCCUCUCAUGAAUCUAGUAAUCUCCUCCACCUGUUGCAUUAAAUCAAUACCCACCUUUGAAUACAUAUAAAAAGAACUUUUAUCGUUAUUGAUAAGUUAACAAGAUUCCUGUUCAUACUGCCCCAAUACUUCCAUGAUGCAUCUUAAUGAGUAUGCAUCAGCAGAGGUAAAGAUAACAGUAUCAUCAGCAUAGGCAAGAUGAUUCAUAGGAUAAGACCACUUUGACAUUCCAUAUCCAAUAAAAUUGUUAUCUUCAAAUAAAGAAUUUAAUGCCCUUGAGAGAACUUCAGCAAAUAAUAGAAAUAAAGCUAGAGAUAGUGAAUCUCGUUACUUCACUCCCCUAGAAGACUGAAAGAAACCAGUUGGUUGCCAUUUAACAACACAGAGUACCAAUUAUUUCAAUCAAAUCCCUAAUCAAAUUAAUAAGAUCGUAUCCUCCUUAACACAUGCAUGAGAUAUUUCAAAGAAACCCCUGUCACAGGCCUUUGCCAUAUCCAAUUUUAUAACACCAUUAGCUGGCUUACUCUCAAUCUAAUAUCUGAGACAAUCUCCUGCGUGAGAAGUAUGUUUUCAAAUAUACUCCCCUUUUUUACAAAAUUAGACUGAUUUGAGGAAAUCAGUGUAGGAAGAAUACUUUCCAACCUAUCAUGUAACUAUCAGUUAUACAGUUUUUUAAACUGUAAAUCAAUUGCAAAUCAAACACCGUAUUAAUUUUACGGAUGAAUAACUGAAUUGAAUAACUUAGCUCCUAAGCAACUCUCCAAAUGGAAACAAAGUCAAUACAUUAGGAACCAUUUUCAUCAUUUUCUCUAAUUUCAGGUCCCACCCCCCAAUAUUUAUUAGUCAUGAAACUCACAACUCCACCGUUUGUAACGAAACUCAACUCCACCGUUUUCUCACAAAUUCUGAGAUUUCUACGUUGUCCUAAAACCCUUUAAACUUCACUUCACCAGUCAGUAAUGUAUCGACGCCGUAAACAACCGCACCCGCAACGCACCAACAAGCGUAAAUUUGAUCAAACAGGUAGCUCUGAUGAAUCCUCAGCCCCUUGUUCUUCCCUUAUAAAAAAGCAAAAAGACCAAAUUCAGGUUCAAUUCUUUGUCCGUUUGUUUCCUGGAAACAAAACCCUAGUUAUCCGAGCAAAAUCAACGGACCUAAUAGAAUUCAUUCAUUACAAAAUCAUGUUGAUCACCGGUAUACCGAUCGAAGAGCAGCGGUUAAUUUACAGGGGAAAACAGCUUGGGUGUGAGCACACUUUAGCUGAAUGUGGGGUGCAAAACGACACGAGUAUGCAGCUCGUAGGUCGAAUGCUGAGCACAAAUCAUCAUCAGGCUUGGAAAAUCAUCAAUGAUAUAAUUUCGAUUGUUUCCAGUAUUUUGAAUGGAGAUUAUCCUUGUUUUCCUUCGGUCUUGGACCGUAUAAUGGUGUUGCUUACACAGUUUACAACUAUGACCCCUGUGGAUAAAAUUGAAAAAUCCUGUGAACAUAUCAAAUUAUUUGUUUUGUCGUUGGCUCCUGCGGCUCUGGUAAUGCUUUAUAUGUCUACAGAUAGUUAUAGAAGAUUUACUGCUGAUGAAUGCGUUCGGUCGUUUGUUAAUUCAUUUAAGAUUAUGUUGCCUGCACCUUUGUACAAUGUAUGUAAUCCUAUAGUGUUAGAGUUUUGUAUGCUACUUGGAGACGCUGCUGGGCUUGAUGAUGGGUUGUAUAAAUUUUGUCGGACUAGUUUAGGGCUUUCAGUAGAAUCGAUUGGGAUCACUACUGAGGAGUUGUUAGUGAAAAAGGAACAAAUUGUUCCCUCUGAAUGCUUAGUCGGUUCUCCUGUCAGGAUGCUAACUCAGAUUCAGUUCUUUGUCCGUUUGCUUCCCGGAGGCAAAUCGCUGGUUAUCCGAGCCCAUUCUAUGGCCCCAGUGGAAUUCAUUCACUAUAAAAUCAUGUUGAUCACCGGAAUACCCACGGCAGAGCAACGGCUAAUUUACAGGGGAAAGCAGCUCCAGUCAGAAAAAACAUUGGCAGACUAUGGUAUCCAGAAGGACGAAAGCCUGCAACUUGUUGGUCGAAUGCGGAGCACAAAUCAUCCUCAGGCGUGGCAGCUCGUCGAUGACUUGAUUUCACUAGUCCUCGAUAUUUUAGGAAGCAAUUAUCCUACGACUCUUUCGGACACGCAUCAUAUCACAAAGAUGCUGAUGAAGUUUCUCACCAUGACUCCAAAGGAUAAUAUUGGCAAAGCCUCUCAACACCUCCACGUAUUCAUCUCCUCAUCGGUUCCUGCAGCUCUAGUAAUGCUUUAUAUGUCUGCAGAAAAAACAAUCGAAUUUACUGCUCAUUAUUCCAUUCGUACCUUUAUCAAUUCAUUGAAGAGUGAAUUGCCUAAGAACACAUACAAUGCAUGUGCUCGAAUACUGUUAGAGUUCUGUAAGCUACUGAGAGGGGCUGCUGGGCUUGAUGAUCGUUUGUAUAAUUUUUGUCGGAGUAGUUUAGGGCCUAUAGUAGAGUCCAUUGGGAUCGCGAGGUGCAAGGAUACUAAGGAGUUAUUAGCAUUAAAGUAUGUUUUUCCAUUUGUACGUGAUGUAGUAGUAGCUGAGUUAUCCCAUGAUUUGGAAUUGAGUAUCGAAUCAGUUGAGUCUAUGGAGUUAUCAGUGAGCACUGUGCGUGAUUUUACUGAGUAUAUGUCUUUGGUGAGGAAAGUGUUGCAACUACCAUUUGGCUUUCCAAUUAGCUUGCCGUUGAAAAAGGAUGGCACCAGUGAAGCAGUAUGUGACAGAGAGUACACUGAACGUUUGCAUCGUGUUUCAUAUGAUUUGCAUCGUAUUCUGUAUGAUUUGCUAGACAAAAUGGAGUUGUGCUUGAGGAAACUGGAAGACCAGUUGGGAUUGAAAGAUAAAGGUAAAACCAAGCUUAUUGUAUCCUGGUGUUCUCAGUAUCUUGUAAUUCUGAAAGAGUUAAAUAGCAUUUCAAAACUGUUUAAGGGCUUGGAGAAUGUCUUUUGGCAGAAGAUGAGGCAAAGAAAGGUUUCACUGUGCUUUUUGAUUGUGACAUUUGCAAAAAGAUGUGACGAUUGUCAGUGGGUUAUUGAGCACAAAGAGGUAACCAAUUUCGAGGUAAGGAGACAUUUCACAAUGAUGAUACUUCGAGAAGUAAGAAACCAGGCGAUGCUUGAGAUGCUCAUUGAUAGGUCCCAGUUGUUGGAAGAAUCAUUUGAGUACAUUGGACAAGCGCAUCCUGUAUUGCUGCGAGGUGAUCUAUUUAUGGAAUUCAAACAUGAAGAAGCUACUGGGUCUGGUGUAUUGAGAGAGUGGUUUUUCUUGGUAUGUAGAGCGAUCUUCAAUCCUCAGAAUGCUCUCUUUGUUGCUUGCCCGAAUGACCGGAGAAGGUUUAUCCCAAAUCCAGCAUCUAAGGUGGAGCCAUUGCACCUUGAGUAUUUCUGCUUCUCUGGUAGGAUGAUUGCGUUGGCUUUAAUGCAUAAAAUACAGAUUGGCGUUGUGUUCGAUCGUGUGUUCUUUUUACAAUUGGCUGGAGAGAAAAUAUCAUUGGAAGACAUUAGGGAUGCAGAUCCUUACUUGUACAGUAGCUGCAAGCAAAUACUGGAGAUGGAUCCUGAGAUGGUGGAUCAAGAUACACUAAGCUUGACAUUUGUUUGUGAAGCUGAAGAGUUGGGGUCCAGGAAAAUGGUCGAGCUUUGCCCCAGUGGGAAAGAUACCGUCGUGAACAGUAAGAAUAGGAAGGAGUAUGUUAAUCUUCUUAUUCAACAUCGGCUUGUCACAUCAAUUGCUCAGCAGAUAGCCCAUUUUUCGAAAGGUUUUGCUGAUGUAACUACCUCAAGUCUCCGAACUUCCUUGUUUCGGAGUUUAGAUCUUGAAGAUCUUGACCGGAUGCUUGAUGGGAGUGGAAGUGCUAUUUCUGUUGAAGACUGGAAAGCACAUACAGAUUACCAUAGCUACAACGAAAGUGAUCGUCAAAUAUCCUGGUUCUGGAAGAUAGUUGGGCGUAUGUCUGCUGAACAGAGAAAGGUGCUCCUUUUCUUCUGGACUUCCAUUAAAUAUCUACCUCUAGAGGGUUUUGGUGGUUUGGCUUCUAGACUUUCCAUUUACAAAACCUCGGAAUCUUGUGAUCACUUGCCUUCUGCACAAACAUGCUUUUACCGCAUGCGCUUUCCUCCUUAUCGAUCAAUGGCUGUGAUGAGAGAUCGACUCCAUGUAAUCACCCAAGAGCAUGUUGGUUGCAGCUUUGGUACCUGGUGAUAUAUGCCAAUUUUGGGAUUAUAUUGAACUUGCACAUAAUCAGCUUGUACAUGAAGCUUGUAUAUGCUUACCUAUUUAAAACUUUGGUCUUUUUAUGGUCUAUACUUUCAACUCAAUGCAUCACAGACUGAUGAGUUUAUGACAAGUUAGAAGAACUAAUUAAACUUGGCUUA
Lycium barbarum (goji berry) is the source of this 9444-nucleotide messenger RNA. Its product is annotated as E3 ubiquitin-protein ligase UPL5-like. The transcript is spliced from 3 exons. The coding region runs from base 5993 to 9271 and encodes 1092 amino acids. The record is from RefSeq and is a predicted model, not a curated record. Lineage: Eukaryota; Viridiplantae; Streptophyta; Magnoliopsida; Solanales; Solanaceae. Gene Ontology annotation, molecular function: protein binding; ubiquitin-protein transferase activity. Gene Ontology annotation, biological process: protein polyubiquitination; positive regulation of protein catabolic process; proteasome-mediated ubiquitin-dependent protein catabolic process.